This is a messenger RNA of Culex pipiens pallens (northern house mosquito), 1099 nucleotides long. RefSeq names its product fibrinogen-like protein 1. The transcript has 5 exons. The coding region runs from base 52 to 1059 and encodes 335 amino acids. Lineage: Eukaryota; Metazoa; Arthropoda; Insecta; Diptera; Culicidae. The record is from RefSeq and is a predicted model, not a curated record.
AGUUUGUUGACUUGUUAGAGCAGGCGGUUCUGUAAAUUUCGUGAAGUAACGAUGAAGUGUGCCAUUUUUGCGGUUUUAUUGAUGUGUUUGAUGGAAACGCAAGGAAAUCAGCUCAGUGAACAGCAAAUGAACAGCCUGUUCAAGAUUUUUGACCGACUUGGAAGUGCUCUGAAUAGAAACAAAACAAUGACGGAGGAUGGAUCUGGCAAAAAUCUAUACGUAAUUAAAAAUCUAUCGCUGCAUGUUUCUUUUAACAUCGAUUCAAUUGAUAAUGGUUCGGAGGAGGUGGCUGAGGCGAAAUCUGCUGAUUUGACACCAAAUAUCGUUGCCAACAUUUCCGACCUUUUCGAAAGAAUUACCAAAUUGGAAUCUAUUCUGCAGCAGAAUCAAAAACCGAUGGUAGAAGAAAUUAUUGUCUCAACAUCAAACGUUGAAACUGUCCCGGAGAAGUCCGAAUGGGAUCCAUGCAAAACGGCCACCACAUCGGGAUUGUUCAAAGCUGUCCCACUGAAUCAAACCGUUUACUGUGAAAUGACGACUUUUGGUGGUGGCUGGCUGGUGUUUCAGCAGCGAAUCAUCAAGGAAGACAGAUCUCAGCUGAUCUUCAACCAAGGCUGGGACAAGUACCGUACUGGAUUUGGCACCGUUGGGAGCGACACGGAAUUCUGGCUCGGCCUCGAGGCCCUGCAUCAGAUCACCAAUAGUGACGAGUACGAGCUGGUCAUUGAGUUGAAGGAUAAAAAUGAAAAGUACGGAUAUGCGAGAUAUUCUCAGUUUAAGGUCGCUGGCGAAGGUGACAAGUACCGGCUCACGGUCGGAGGUUACUCGGGAAGUGCAGGCGAUGCCUUAGGAACUUCGAAUAGUAUGCCUUUUUCGACUUACGAUAGGAGAAACUAUAGUCCGGAGUGUGAGAAUUACUGGGAUGGUGGCUGGUGGUUUAACACAUGCGAUCGUCUGUGUGCUCCCAAUUUCGGCGUUGGACCUUACUGGUUUAGAUUCACAUACACGGAAAACACCGCUAAUGGAAUUUACAGCAGAAUGAUGAUUCAUCGCAAAUAGUUACAGAAUAAAGUAAUAAAAAAAGUGUUUUUAAUCCCGA